Messenger RNA from Liolophura sinensis, 2837 nucleotides. RefSeq lists its product as uncharacterized. The record is from RefSeq and is a predicted model, not a curated record. The transcript has 2 exons. Lineage: Eukaryota; Metazoa; Mollusca; Polyplacophora; Chitonida; Chitonidae. Bases 170 to 1960 code for a protein of 596 amino acids.
GAAAGCUGCCGAGGAACGGGAUCAACAGCUCGGUUUACCUACCAAGUCUCAGAGUACUUUGAGUACUUUUGCUCUGACAAAACCAUAAGAUACCGACCAAUUGCGCUGACGAAACUGACUGCUUCGCAGAAGAAAGAAGAACAUAAUCCACAUCCACUGAACAUAAAAAAUGAUUGCAGUCACCAAAGCUGUAACAAUUCUGUUGCUUGUAACGGUCGUCUUCUGUCAACCCUGUCCAAAGAAGUGCCACUGUCGACAAAAGCAAAUGACUUGUUCCAAUCUGUCGGAAUUCCCCGAGUAUAUUCCGGAAAGUACGGAGAAGGUGAUCUUGUGGUACCUUAAGCUAGACGAGAUUCCAUCUGACGCGUUCAGCAGUUUGUCAAACGUGACGAAAAUUGAGAUAUAUAAGUCUGAAAUAAAGUAUCUCAAAGGAUGUACGUUCAGCUUUCUCUCAGAUAUACACUCUUUGACUUUACACAGUGUUCGCGUCCAGGAAAUCCAACCGUUUGCUUUCCAUUCUUUGAGCAAUAUAGAAAAACUCACACUUUACAACGUCACAGUUGACGUCAUUCACCCAAACGCUUUUUUCAAUAUCAGCCUCGUGACAUAUUUCGAAUUCCACAAUGUUUCAGUUAAGCUUUUUGACUCGUACGCUGUCAGGAAGCUACGUGAAAUCGGGGGCUUGAGUGUUUUCAACAGCAACAUCAAAAAGCUAAAAAAUAACGCCUUUUUCGAGUUGGCCACCGUCGAAAGUUUCAGUAUAGGCAAGAACAGAAUCGAGGAGCUCGAGUGUCGUACAGUAGAGAGUCUAUCAAUGACUCUUCCGUCGUUUUUCUUUUACAAUAAUGAGAUGGAAUGUUCUUGUAGUUUGUCCUGGUUGUUACGACACGUUCGAAAUCCAAGAAACCAAUCUCUCAGAUAUACCUUAAAAUCCAACUCGUGCAAAGGACAAAAGAAACGCGUAACGCUCUCAGAUUUGACAGCUUCGGAUUUCAGCUGCGGCCAGGAAACCCUUGGUUAUUGUUUUUCCUCUCCGCCCCCGGUGUCGUCAGCGCCAUGUGCUCAUGUACCUCAGGAGACAAUCACAAAUAGCGCUCACCCGUCGACGUCAGCAGUUUCUUCGAGAGGACAAACCGUUGAUUACAGAUCGCCAUCAACGUCGGAUGGAAGCUUGCAUCUGUCGCCUUCAGUUCGCCCAGACACAACAGCUGAACAUGUAAAUGGCUUGCACAAUUCUGCAUCGCCAACAUCAUUACUGUCUUUCACAACGUCAACUAUUGAACCAACAAGCUUUCCGGUGACUGAUAAAAAGACGACGGUUCCCUCAGCUACCGAUGUCGGUGACAAGAUGAAUCCUGUAAAAGAACAUUACCCUUUCGAAUCGUCGUCAAGAUCAUUAUUGCCUACUGUAAAACUAUUCAGUGAGCCAAUAAGCCCCCCGGUUUCAAAAUCUGAGAGACUGACCACGAUUCCGUCAAUAACAGACGUUAAUGAGAAGUUGUAUCACCAGGACGUUGGCUUCAACUCUACAUCUGCAACAGUUUCUGCAACGCCUCAAUCAGGGGAACGGCCUACCAUAAUGAAUUUGCCCUUAUCAAAAAAAACCAUUGUUGCCGACACAACUGUAAAUGGUAGAGUGGACAGUGGACAGUCUCCUGAAAUGACGCAGAGUGGUGAAGAGAACGCCACGCCAAUUCCUAAAGUGCGCACUCCUAGCGCAACGAGGAACAUUCGAGUGCCCUUGAGUCCCACUUCCGACACCGUCACAGGUGAAACGAAAGCGUCUAGUCCUGCACCCAUAUCAACUAAGGCCAUGACGGUAGGAAGUAGAAGCACAACUGUUGUGUCCAGGCAGGCUGAGUCUGAGUCUGACAGCAAGGAAAGUAGAAUCAUGGACGAUCGACAGGCAUUUGAGAAACACCCAAAGUACGCGGUAAAACCAAGUGGAGGACGAGGAUAACAAGAAUUCAGGGGACGUAACUCUGUCGUCACUGUUGUUCCUGUCUCUAGUGUACGUGCUCAGAUACGUGCUGGUUUAAGACAAUAUAUUAUUUAUAAUAGUAUAAUAUUUGUAAUUUAUCAAUUUUUGCGUUAUUAUGCAGUUGGAUUUAAGUUGCUUAUUAAGUCCGUAUAUUUUAGAUUUGAGCGUUUUCUCGUCAGGGUCGAAUUCCAAGCGAUGCUUAAAUGAUACAAAUUUCAUAUAUAAAUUGACCUACGUACGAAAUUUGUCCAUUCUGAAAAAAAUCCUUAUAAGUUACUUACAGAAUUGAAACAUUUGAGCCACACAAAAGGGGAUGGAUAGAGAGGGAGAGAGAGCGUAAAACACCAAUCAAAUAAAUAAACAAAUAAAUAUGUAACUAUCACACAUCCCAUGUAAACGGACUCGAUCGAGUUUCGCCUUUAGGACCACGGCAUGGCACACCGGGCCUGCAAAGAAGUCUCUGUAUCCAACGCUUAUUUGUCCUCCAGCCAUAUUUCAUUGUGUAGAUAUUUUACAAAAUGAAUCGACAAUGUUUGUGGUCUAUGCACUCAUAUCCUCGCUUAAUUCCCCGGUGACCUUUUGUUGCCUUACAUCCGUCUCUGUACGAUAACUCGCAGGUUUCCCAGUGCGCAUGACGAGGUUCAUUUACUGCAAAGUGUAAUCUGUUCAAUCAUCCACGAGGCAGCUAUGCCUUUUUUUUCUUUACCAGUAUACCAGCUCAUAAAUUUCAGUAUACAUAUAUUAUCAUCUGUAAAUGUACUCUCAUACGAAUAUAUGUGUAAUGGGUAUUAUGUUCGUCCAUACAUAUGUAUGGGGAUCUAAAGAACAGCAAAUAAACAUCGUGUUCAUAAUAAUA